Messenger RNA from Rhopalosiphum padi (bird cherry-oat aphid), 2124 nucleotides. RefSeq names its product zinc finger MYM-type protein 1-like. The transcript is spliced from 7 exons. The coding region runs from base 1 to 2124 and encodes 707 amino acids. NCBI's taxonomy places the organism in Eukaryota, Metazoa, Arthropoda, Insecta, Hemiptera, Aphididae. The record is from RefSeq and is a predicted model, not a curated record.
AUGUCCAAUAAACGGCAGUUGACAUUGUUUAAUUUUAUGUCAUCAAAAUGUAAAAAGACUACAAACGCCCAAAGCAAAGCACUUGAAAAUAUUGCCACAUGUAUAAAUAAUUCUAUAGAUGAAGACUGUUCAAUUAGAAAUACAGAAAAACUAGAUAAUGUUGCCACAUGUAUAAAUAAUUCUAUAGAUGAAGACUGUUCAAUUGGAAACCCUGAAAAACAAGAAAAUUUGAAGUGUGAAAUUGACUGUGAUCGUGAUCCGGCUAGAAAUUCUAACAAUGCAUACAAUUUACUUUGUUCUGGUCUUGGUCCAUAUCAGCCAACUAAUUGUAAUUUUCCUAAAGUUAAAGGUAGACAAUUUAGAAAAGAAUGGUACGUGAAAUUUCCAUGGCUUGAAUACAGCCCUUCAAAAGAUUCUGUAUUUUGUUUUUAUUGUCGUGCUUUACCAUUUGCCAGUUGUGAUAAAGCAUUUAUAACUAAUGGUUUUAAAUCUUGGAAAAAAAUGAACGAAUAUUCUAAUAAUCAUUCCAAAAGUGUUGCUCAUAAAGAAUCAUUGACAAAAUAUGCUGGUUUCAAAUCAGCUAUUAAACAAGGCAAUAUCAUAUCUAAAAUUGAUAGUAAUCAUAACAAAGUAGUAAAAGAAAAUAGAGAAUAUAUAAAAUGCUUAUUGGAAACUAUUUUAUACUGUGCUUAUCAAGGAAUUCCAAUUCGAGGUCAUAGAGAAAAUGAAGAUUCUGAAAACAUGGGCAAUUUUCUAGAACUGAUGAAAUUACGUGCAAAAGACAAUAAUAUUUUGGAUCGUUACUUUUUAAAAAAAGAGAAAUCCUUCAGAUAUGUAAGUGGUACACAUACUAAUGAAUUUAUUAGUUUAAUGGGUGCAUUUGUAACAAAAAACAUAAUCAAGGACAUACAAUUGGCUGGUAUUUAUAGUUUAUUAAUUGACGAAACUCAGGAUCUUGCUAGGCACGAACAAGUAUCAUUCAUCAUACGUUAUGUUGAUAGUAAUUUAAAUCCCCAUGAAGAUUUCAUAGGAUUUUUUAGAACAGACCGAACUGAUGGUGAGUCUUUGACUAAUUUAAUAAAGGUAGUACUCAAUAGUUAUAAUCUUAGAAUUACAGAUUUAAGAGGUCAAUGUUAUGAUGGGGCAGCUUCCAUGAGAGGAUCAUAUAAUGGUGUUCAAGCCAAAAUACGAAUUGAAAAUCCAUUAGCAUUUUAUGUUCAUUGUCACGCUCAUAUUCUUAAUCUUUGUUUGGUUGAUUUGGCAAAACAAGUAUCAUAUGUUAGAAAUACUUUUGGAACAUUAAAGGCUUUACAUAGUUUUAUUGGUGCUUCUUCUAAAAGAUAUGAAAUAUUUGAGCAAAUAUGGAUAAAAUUAGGUGAUAACAUUGGACCAAAAACUUUAAAAGGAUUGAGUGAUACAAGAUGGAGUUGCAGGAUAGAUGCAUUAAACUCAAUUCUUUCUAAUUUUACUGUCAUUCUCAAAACUCUAGAAGACAUUUCAGAAAAAGAUUCAAUCAAUGGAUCUGAUGCUUCUUCGUUGCUUUUUUCUAUAUCAAAUUUUGAAUUUACAGUAGAUAUUUUAAAUAAGUAUAGAUCAGAUACAGAAUUCAAUAUAACUUGGAACAAAGCUAUGGAAAUAACAAAAAAAAACAAUAUUAGCUCUCCAAAACUUCCUAGAAAAAGAACUAUUCCACUGAAAUUGGGAGGAGGUCAAGUUAAUUCUUCAAACAUAAUAAGUGUUCAAGAUAUUUAUUUAAGAACCAGCAUGGGCCAAGUACGUUUAAGCAGCUUGGCAUCUCUACAGAUUCAACGAUCAGUACCAAUUGAUUUUGAUCAAAUUAUUGAUGAAUUUGUUUCAAAAGGAGAAGGGGUAAGUCAUGCUGGGUAUAUUAUAACUGAAGCACUAAUUAGCCAAUUAUUUGGGGAUACAUACUCAAGAGCAGCUACCUUAAGAACAGAUUUAAAUAGAUUUAAGGCAUAUGGGACUGAACCGUUUAAUUUAUUGAUUUUCAAUGAUGACGACUUUGAUCCAGCUGCUAUUACAGAUGUAUAUCCUACAAGUGAUACUAAUCAGAAUACUGAUAUUUCUAUUGUUUUGGAACAAGUUCAACAAUGUGAAGUGUAG